Panthera uncia (snow leopard) is the source of this 322-nucleotide messenger RNA. RefSeq names its product keratin-associated protein 6-2-like. Bases 18 to 299 code for a protein of 93 amino acids. The record is from RefSeq and is a predicted model, not a curated record. NCBI's taxonomy places the organism in Eukaryota, Metazoa, Chordata, Mammalia, Carnivora, Felidae. The transcript has a single exon.
UCUCUUCUCUUGACAAGAUGUGUUGCAACUACGGCAACUCCUGUGGCUAUGGCUGUGGAUAUGGCUAUGGCUGUGGAUGUGCCCCCUAUUAUGGCUGUGGUUAUGGAACAGGCUAUGGCUGUGGCUAUGGUACUGGAUAUGGCUGUGGAUAUGGCUCACGGUAUGGCUGUGGCUCUGGCUGUGGAUAUGGCUCCUGCUGUGGCUAUGGCACUGGAUAUGGCUGUGGCUAUGGCUAUGGCUCCAGCUGCUGUGCCUACCGGCCAUUUUUCUAUAGAAGAUGUUAUUCUUCUUGCUGCUAGAACAUCACUGUUCAAACCCCACU